Molecule: messenger RNA, 2093 nt
Organism: Erinaceus europaeus (western European hedgehog)
Lineage: Eukaryota; Metazoa; Chordata; Mammalia; Eulipotyphla; Erinaceidae
Gene: TERF2IP
Product: TERF2 interacting protein
Exons: 3
Coding region: 105-1292 (395 amino acids)
Biological process (GO): telomere maintenance via telomere lengthening; regulation of DNA-templated transcription
Cellular component (GO): shelterin complex
Molecular function (GO): telomeric repeat DNA binding
Source: RefSeq, a predicted model, not a curated record
UCCUCGCGCGCAGGCUCAGUGUCGGGGGCGUCGCGAGCGUUGGUUUGAGUUCUGUGGUCCGAACGCUCUUCAGGGUUCCGGUUUCCAGGUGUCCCGCGACAGUUAUGGCCGAGGCGAUGGAUUUGAGCAAAGACCCCAACGGGCCCACUCACUCCUCGACUCUGUUCGUGAGGGAGGAUGGCGCCUCCAUGUCCUUCUACGUGCGUCCCAGCCCGGCCAAGCGCCGGCUGGCGACGCUCAUCCUGCACGGCGGCGGCACCCUGUGCCGGGUGCAGGAGCCGGGCGCCGUGUUGCUCGCUCAGCCCGGGGAGGCGGCGGCCGAGGCCGCGGGCGACUUCAUCUCCACGCAGUACAUCCUGGACUGUGUGGAGCGCAACGCGAGGCUAGACCUGGACGCCUAUCGCCUGGGCCCGGCGCCCGCGGGCGACCCCGUGUCGGAGGCGAAGGCCGCGGGCGCAGCCGCCGCGGGCUCCGAGCCGCCGCCGCUCACGGGCCGGAUGCGCUUCACGGACGCGGACGACGUGGCCAUCUUGACCUACGUGAAGGAAAACGCCCGUUCGCCCAGCUCGGUGACCGGGAACGCACUGUGGAAAGCCAUGGAGAAGAGCUCGCACUCGCGGCACUCGUGGCAGGCCCUCAAGGACCGCUACCUCAAGCACCUGCGGGGCCAGGAGCACAAGUACCUGCAGGGCGACGCCCCCGUCAGCCCCUCGGCCCAGAAACUCAAGCGGAAAGCCGAGCAGGACCCCGAGGCGGCGGAUAGCGGGGAACCACAGAAUAAGAGAACUCCAGACUUGCCUGACGAAGAAUUUGUAAAAGAAGAGAUCCAGGAGAAUAAAGCAGCAGUCAAAAAGAUGCUUGUAGAAGCCACCCGGGAGUUUGAGGAGAUUGUGGUAGAUGAGAGCCCUGAUUUUGAAAUACACAUUACAAUGUGUGAUGAUGAUCCACCUGAAGAAGACUCAGAAACACAGCCUGAAGAGGAGGAGGAGGAAGAGGAGGAAGAAAAAGUUUCUCCACCAGAGGUGGGAGCUGCCAUUAAGAUCAUCCGACAGUUAAUGGAAAAGUUUAAUUUAGAUCUAUCAACAGUUACACAAGCCUUCCUUAAAAAUAGUGGUGAGUUGGAGGCUACAUCCUCCUUUUUAGAAUCUGGCCAGAGAGCUGAUGGGUAUCCCAUUUGGUCCCGACAGGAUGACUUAGAUUUGCAAAAAGAUGAUGAAGCUUCCCGAGAUGCACUGGUAAAAAAAUUUGGUGCUCAGAACGUUGCUCGGAGGAUUGAAUUUCGUAAGAAAUAAUUGGAAAGAUGACAAGUAAAGAAAAAAAGUAUGGUAGAUGAGGCAGUAAAAAAAAAUGUGUGGUCAUUAUUCUUAGGGAUUCUUACAUUACAGCCAACACUUUAUCUUCUGACCAAUACUGCUAUUGCAAUUUGUGUGCUAGAUUUUGUAGCCAUGUUGAGUGUGUAGCAGGAUAAAGAUAAAAUAAAUUGGGUAUCUUUAGAACUGUCCCUGGCAUAUUGGUGUGUUUAUGAAAAGAAAAUCUAAAUCAAAGUGGUUGGCUGGUCUACAUAGUAGGAAUACUUUUUCUGUAAUAAAACCCAUGUCAUGUUGGUAGCAGGACUUAGUGACAAAGAAUAAGAAAGCUAAGAGAAAUAGCUAUUUACAGGUAAUAGUCUCCUGUCCUUUGACAAAAGUUCCUCUGGAUUGUGACGGAAAGAUUUAACUAUGAGACUUUGAACAUAGACUAUCCCAAACCCAGUGAGCAUCUACCAGUGAACUGUGAUUUGUAGACUGCUUUGAAAACUUUUCUGUUUGUUAACUUGGUAUUUGGGGAUCCUGCUUAUUGCCUAUUCUUUGUUUUGAGAACUUGUCAGUCAAGUCUCUUAAUGUUUUUUUGGUUUUGUCUUUUUUUUUUUUUUAACCUCUCUAUUUUGUUUAAAACACACAUAUAAAAUCCUAGAAAAUGUUACUCAAUUAGUAGUAAUGUGUUGUUAUUUAUUAAGGCUAAUUUUGAGGCAAGGACUGUGUUAGUUUUACAAUGCUGGGUUAAUUCCUGUUCAUUGUUUUCAUUAUUGGAAAUAAAUAGAACUUUGUAUUUGA